AUGAAUCCUUCGUCCCUUCUCCGCACUGCCUCGCGCUCGGCAGGCCGACUAGGCAAGAUCCCCGCAGUAUCGCGCGCCGCUGCUGUGCGUGGGUACGCCACGAACUUCAACUGGCAGGACCCUCUUCUUGCGUCGGAGCUGUAUACAGAGGAAGAAUUGGCCAUUCAGGAUACUGCGAGACAGUACUGCCAGGAAAGAUUGCAACCAAGGGUCCUUGACGCCUACCGAACCGAGAACUAUGAUCGAAAGAUCCUAGAGGAAAUGGGCGAGCUUGGCCUCCUUGGCGCUAGCAUAGAGGGGUAUGGAUGCGCUGGCGUGAGCACUGUUGCUUCUGGCUUGAUUACAAAAGAGGUCGAGCGCGUGGACUCUGGAUACCGAUCAGGGAUGUCCGUGCAGAGCUCACUGGCGAUGACUGCAAUCCACGAAUUCGGCACGCAGGAGCUCAAGGAUAGGCUGCUUCCAGAUCUAGCCAAAGGCAAGCUGGCUGGUUGCUUUGGUCUCACCGAGCCUAAUCACGGCUCCGACCCUGGAUCCAUGGAGACGAUUGCGCGCGAACAUCCUACGCAAAAGGGCGUUUACCUGCUCUCCGGCAGCAAGACCUGGAUUACCAACUCACCCAUAUCCGAUGUCUUGAUCGUCUGGGCCAAGCUGGAAAGCACAGGGAAGAUUCGCGGAUUCGCGGUUGAACGCAGCAAGUGCCCACCAGGGACGCUCGAAACUCCUGCCCUCAAGAACAAGUCUGCUCUUCGCGCAUCCAUCACAGGCAUGAUUCAGUUGGAUGAUUGCCCAGUGGCGGUAGAGAACAUGUUCCCCGAUGUUGAGGGCCUGGUGGGACCGUUCACCUGCCUCAACAGCGCACGUCUCGGUAUUGCUUUCGGAGCCAUGGGUGCCCUUGAAGACUGCAUCGACCGUGCUCGGACGUACGCGCUGGAGAGGAAGCAGUUCAAGGGUAACCCUUUGGCAAAGUACCAGCUGAUCCAGAAGAAACUGGCAGAUGCUGUCACAGAUGCUGCAUAUGGCACCUUGGCUGCAACCCAGGUUGCUCGACUGAAGGACGCUGGCAAAAGCACCCCGGAGAUGAUUUCGUUGAUCAAGAGACAGAACUGUGACCGAGCGCUUGCCAACUCCCGAAUUCUCCAAGAGAUCUUUGGAGGUAAUGCGGCAAGUGACGAGUACCAUAUCGCUCGCCAUGUGGCGAACCUGUUUGUGGUACAGACAUAUGAGGGCCAAAGCGACAUUCACGCUUUGAUUCUAGGUCGUGCUAUUACCGGAGUUCAAGCCUUUGUUUAA
Molecule: messenger RNA, 1290 nt
Organism: Aspergillus calidoustus
Lineage: Eukaryota; Fungi; Ascomycota; Eurotiomycetes; Eurotiales; Aspergillaceae
Source: the annotation of a GenBank genome assembly